AACAAAAGGCACCGCGUCCGCCCCCACCCCCGCCCCUUCCCCUCCUCGCGACGGGGCCCGGGCGUUUCCGCGCAGGCAGCGCCGGCAGGAGAAGCCGCCGCCUCGCUGCUGCGACCCGCAGCCCUCGGAGCGCCGGCAGAUAUUUCAUACAGCAUCAAGUGAAUGUUUGGGUAGGAAGGUGCAUUGCUUGUGUGUGUCCAUCUAGGAGUCAGACUGAAGAAUAAUGAAUAAAGUGGCUGACAUCAUGACAACUGUAAGACAGAGAAGGGUUGGAAAAGGCACAGAAGCGGCUGAAGAUCAGCCUUCGGAGGAGAAGAAUGUGAAAAAUGAAGAAGGUGGGAAAAUUCUGCCUGGUUAUACAGGUAGAAAGCUGUGGAACAUAUUCUCAGUAACUGUUGGUGGAAUUGUUGCCAUCUCUGUGGGACUUCUUACUUCUGUUUAUGUUGCCACACUCCAUGAAAAUGACCUGUGGUUUUCCAAUAUUAAGGAAGUUGAAAGAGAAAUUUCAUUCAGAACAGAAUGUGGACUUUAUUAUUCCUACUACAAGCAGAUGAUUCAGGCUGCUUCCAUCCAGCAAGGUUUACAUGGUUUAGUAUAUGACAAUAAAACUGAAUCUGUGAGGACAAUUAACAUACUUGAAAGAAUGAAUGUUUACCAGGAGGUGUUUCUCAGCAUUCUGUAUAGGAUUCUUCCAAUUCAGCAGUACCUAGAGCCCGUUUAUUUUUAUAUCUACACUUUGUUUGGACUUCAGGCAGUUUAUGUCAUUGCUCUGUAUGUAACAAGCUGGCUUCUUAGUGGAACAUGGCUUUCAGGGUUGUUGGCAGCUUGCUGGUAUAUUACAAACAGAGUAGAUACUACAAGAGUAGAAUUCACCAUUCCUUUAAGAGAGAACUGGGCACUACCAUUUUUUGCUGUUCAGAUAGCAGCCAUCACAUACCUACUCAGAACUCAUUUGCAGCCUGUUCAAGAAAAAAUGACACUUUUGGCUGUAUUCAUAUCAACGUUUCUCUUUAGCCUGACUUGGCAAUUUAAUCAGUUUAUGAUGCUGAUACAAGCGUUGGCGUUAUUCAUACUGGACUGCUUUGACAUGCUUCCUACAGCAAAGGUUAUGUGGCUGUAUAUCAUUCAGAUUUCUGGAUUACUUCUGGUCUGCGUCCUACAGUUCUUUAAUUCUAUGAUACUUGGAUCAUUACUUUUAAGUUUUAAUGCUUCUGUCUUGAUAGCAAGAACAAUCCAGAAAAACCUAAAAAAGGGCACCUUGCUUAAUAGGCUUGGAAAACUUAUCCUCCAUGUACUGUUAGUCAUGUGGUUGACUUUCCUAAUAAAUAAAUUCAUCAAGAAAAUUCUUCAUCUUGAGUCAGAUGAACAUAUAUUCAAAUUCCUGAAAGCAAAAUUUGGAUUUGGGGCAACAAGAGAUUUUGAUGCUAACCUGUAUCUUUGCGAAGAAGCUUUUGGAUUACUACCAUUAAAUACUUUUUCAAGACUCUCAGACACGUUGCUUUUUUACGUCUACGUAUUUGUUCUUUUCCUGGUGACAGUAGCAGCUGUAAUUGUUGCCUUUCAGAACCUCAGUGAUUCAAAUCAAGUCCAGUUCAUGGAAAAAAUGGAAGAAUGCACAAUAACACUGAAGCCUGAUGCUGCUUACAACUUUAUUCACACAGUCCUUUUUGGCUGUCUGGCAUUCAGCACAAUGAGAAUGAAAUACCUCUGGACAUCCCACAUGUGUGUAUUUGCAUCUUUUGGCCUGUGCAGUACAGAAGUGUGGAAACUCAUCCUGAAGUGUAUCCAUCUCUACACACCACAGAGGACACGUAUGAUGAAGUAUUCUAUACCAAUAAUUACAUUACUAUACAUUUCAUAUAAGUUCUGGCCAGGAAUAAUGGAUGAACUGUCAGAGCUGAGAGAAUUCUAUGACCCAGACACUGUGGAGCUGAUGAACUGGAUUAAGUCAAACACCCCAAACACAGCAGUGUUUGCUGGGAGCAUGCAGCUGUUAGCAGGAGUCAAACUGUGCACGGGACGGACCUUAACUAAUCAUCCCCAUUAUGAGGACAAGAAUCUGAGAGAGAGGACAAAACAGAUUUAUCAAAUCUAUGCCAAGAGAUCUCCUGAAGAUGUUUACAGAAUACUGCGAUCCUUUGGCACAGACUAUGUGAUCCUGGAAGACAGCAUUUGUUACGAAAGAAGACACAGUAGAGGCUGUCGGUUACGGGACUUACUUGAUAUAGCUAAUGGCCAUAUCAUGGAUGGUUUGGGAGAGAAUGAACCUGAUUUGAAACCUUCGUUGUAUCCUCGCUUCUGUGAGGAAAUUAAAAAAAACCUGCCUUCUUACACCGUACACUUCACUAGAGUGUUUCAAAACAAAACAUUCCAUGUUUACAAACUUGCUAAGCAUAAAUAACAUUUCCUACCAUGGCUUCAACUUCAGUAUUUUAAUGCUAGGACCCACAUUAGAAAACACAGAGGUUGUUUACAAACAUGUUCCAUUUGUAAGACUUUUGCGUUGAUGGUUUCUUGUUUAAUUACUAUGAUUCUUAUUUUUUUUCGGACAGUUUACUUUCAAUAACGUUCUUGAUAUUGCCAAAAUUUUCAUAGAUUCAUAAAUAAAUGCGAGCAGGGACCAUUUUGAUUACGAAGUCUAACUCGAAUACAUAGGCUAGUAUUGUUUCCAGUUUUAACUGACUGGAAGACACACCAAGUGCAGCCUGAUGGCCACUGCAGAAGAGCGAGCCUGUGAGGUUCUGCUCAACAGUUUGGAAUUUAACUAUGAAAUGAUAGAAAUGCCACGAAAGCCGCCCAUGCUACUCCUGUAAUGAGAGUUUUAUCCUGCAGUCUGAUCCUCUUUGACAGAUCCUUGUGCUCUUUCAGUGCCUCUUUUUUGAAUUCUUUGGGAAUGUGUGUGGAUAUGAGUUUCCAAGCUUGUGUGACUGCUGAAUCAGUGAGUGUGCAAAUAGCAGACAAGUUUGAAGAGUAAAACUUAAAUCACUGUCCAGCAUUUUUAGUGAUACAGAAACGUACUUUUUUAUAAUGUUAAGCACUUAAUGAUGGAGCAUUAAGUAUUUCUAAUGAGAAUAAAGGUUGGAGCAUGCUUGAUACAUGUUGCAUGUUUGCAUCUUUGUAAAAUGCUCAGAACAAACAAAAAACCAAAUUUCUCAGCUUGGAUUCUCACAACACUAUUUUCUGUAUUCACAUUCUAAGCUACAGGAGAUGCUUUUUCUCUCCAUGUGGAUUCCAGUAAGAUACCAAAAUUGAGCAUUGCCAGCCUUACAAAAGGAAAAGUCAUCUCUAAAUGCAACAGGAAACUUUUAUUUAAAAUAUUUAUUUAAAAUAUGUUUUGGUACUAGAGCUUUGCUUUACAUUAUUCCAGACACAAAGCUACACAUUUUAGCACAAAAUUUUUGUGCUAAACAUCGUGUCCUUGCUCUUUAUCCUAAAAAAAUAGACUACAGCUAUUUUAAAUUAACUUGGAAGAUUAAGCAAAGAUGGGAUUCAAUCCUGAGAAUUUUGUGAUUUGUUUGUACCCGCUGUCUUUUUACCAGCCAGAACUUUGUGAAUUGUAUUGACUUGCUAAAUGCCAUGUAGAUAACACCUGACUUUUGCUGUGUUUUAGUGCUGCUUCGGUUUUAUAUUGAAAUUAGAGAUUAAGUCUGAUUGAAAGUCUAACAGUAAUCUCCAACUUUAAUUAGACAUCCACUAGGAUCGUUUGUUUCUUAUGAAAAACAGAAUUGUAAUAAUCAAGUGCCUCUAGGCCAAUGUUGAAUUAACAUUUGAAUACCUAUAAGAGAGUUUGUGGCCUGUGCAAAUAACUCAUUUACAGUAAUUACCACUGCAAUUAAUUUCUAAUGAUGGGAAACUUAAAGUGCUACUGAUAGCAAACUCCACAUUUAAUUUAAUCAAGAUGUGUAAUGAGAUUAGCUUUCACAACUGAGCUGUGUUCCAAUUCCAAAUGAUUUAAAUGUUUUCCCUUUUCAGUUGUACUAAGGUAAAUCACUGAAGAGAUGGAGAUGGUUGUCACAUGCUCAAACAAUUUUAUAUUCAGUAAAUACUCAUUAAACAACGUUCGAUGUCUUUCUGCACUCUCCUGCUAAGGCAAAAGCGAAGGGUGCUUUAAUCAGGAUGUAUUUAAAUCAAACACUGACAGUCGCCAGGUACUUAAACUGAGCAACUGAAACUCCUGUGUAAUUUCCAGCCUGUAUCCCUUAAUGAGGUUGGAGACCACUGCAGUUUAACUUAAUACAAUAAUAAAACAUUUUAAUCAGUAUUAAAACUUUAAUUAGACCCGUAAUGAUGCAUGCCUGUUCUUGCUGAAAACAUGGGUCAGUGAAUUCCUCGAUGAGUGCCUUACAGUAAUUGAAAACAAGCACACGUAAGGUAAAGUAUGUCUGGGCUGUGUUGUCUUAUUUUAAAAUGUGGUUGUAUCUUUUUUUAAAGGUGCAGUAACUUUCCUCUGAUUGAAAUGAGAGAUCCCGAGACCCAGAGGUACCCUGUCAUUUUCAGAAUUUACUUGUAGGUAACAGCUGAGACUCAGAAGUCCUGACUGUAAAAGUGAUUCUUUUUAAAUAGACUUUUUUCAAAAAUACAGCCUCUAAUGUUGCCAAAUUAGAAAUUUGACCUUUUCAUAGAAACUAAAAAGUGCAUUUUUUUUUUUUAAAUAAAAAAAGUAGACCCCAAGCUACCUUUGUCUUGGGAAAGCAUAAAAAACAAUGUCUGUUAUAACCCAGAAGCACCUCAGUAACAUAGUUUCUUCUUGCAGCACAAACAUCCCCCAAAGUAGCACACCAGACAUUUGAAGCAUUAGAUACAAAGUAUUUUGGAGAUUGUUUAACUGGUGCAGUUCAAAGUCUUUAAAGCCCAGGUAGCUUGUGACACUAGUGAACAAUUCCGACAGUUCCUGUCUCAGAAAUAUUUCAUACUAAAGGAAAGGGUGUGUUUUGCUGACUAUGUAGUACAGUGUUCAAAAGACCCGUCUCCUUAAAACGGUAAAAUAAGAGAAUGCCAAGGAACGAGCCCACUUACUAGUCCAGAAGAGAGCAGCGCCAGCCCCAGCUCGGCCCGUGGAAACAGGAGCAGCUGCUCCCCUUCCCCAUGUAAACGCUCCCCAGCACCGAGCCCCUGGGCCGGGCCAGGGCUGCCUUUGUUCCUCUAGCAGGUGGGGUCUGAGAGCCUGCGGCUUCCAGGAGGUAAGUGCUGCUUGAGUUGGCUGAUAAUUAUUUUCUCUGCUUCCCAUGUUUUGCUGUGAUCUGUAUUCACUACAUUAAAAAUGUGCCAUUUUUAAACAAAAAUAACUUUACCUAUUGCUGAACUGCAUCAUCCUCAUGCCCCUGUUUCCAGUGGCAUCCCUGGUUGUGUUAAGUAUGAGCCACCCGCAGGAACAGCCCUGGUGGUGAUGCGUUUCCCAAAGUCUUACAAUUAACCAGCAGCGGGAGCGGCACCACCACGACUUCACAUGUGCGUUGCCUGGUGUCUGCAAGGACUUUUCGGCUCUGUGUUAUCAGUGGGAUGGUGGCAUGAGUGACUUUUUUAGGUAGAUAACAGUCACAAAAUGUUAUCAAGUAGCUGGAAUGUUUUUAGGAGAGAAAAGCCUUUGAGAUCCAUAAGUAUAUUUUCAUUUCUUGUUUCAGUGUUCUGCUGGUGAGAUCUAACCUAGUUAUUUUAUAAUACGUUGUUGUAAAGAGAUGUAAUGACUAUUGUAUACUAAAUAAAUAGUGCAAUUUGAAAAAUCA
Molecule: messenger RNA, 5723 nt
Organism: Columba livia (rock pigeon)
Lineage: Eukaryota; Metazoa; Chordata; Aves; Columbiformes; Columbidae
Gene: DPY19L3
Product: dpy-19 like C-mannosyltransferase 3
Exons: 19
Coding region: 224-2401 (725 amino acids)
Cellular component (GO): nuclear inner membrane
Molecular function (GO): mannosyltransferase activity
Source: RefSeq, a predicted model, not a curated record